Molecule: messenger RNA, 645 nt
Organism: Rhodotorula toruloides NP11
Lineage: Eukaryota; Fungi; Basidiomycota; Microbotryomycetes; Sporidiobolales; Sporidiobolaceae
Exons: 8
Coding region: 1-645 (214 amino acids)
Source: RefSeq, a predicted model, not a curated record
AUGGAGUUGACGCUGCCCAAGCCUGAUGAGGAACUCGCAGCGCAGCUGGAUAAGGACGCUCCAGCAGGGCGACAGAUUGUUCGGGCAGUCACAGGCAUGCUUCAGACACUGCUCCGCCUGGAUAGGGGUACAGGACUGGUGAUCAGCACGAUGCGUCUCGCUGAACUUGUGCGCAUCAAAGAUCUUCCUGCGCCGGAGCCGUUGAAGAAAUCGGCACAGAUGACGGCACAGCUAGUUGCUACGUUUCGCCGGCAAGAGUAUCCCGAGGCGUUCAGCAGGAGCAAGGGCAAGGCGCAUACGGACAGGUUGCAGAUCGAGUCGUUGGCUGAGCAGAUUGUCGCGAAGGCAAGUCGCCUCCAUCGCAAUAUCGCUGCAUCAGUAUUGAUGAUUGACAGCGCCCGUGAAGCUUCGGAGAAGGCGCCGGAGGACGAGCGCGAGCGUUACGAGAAUUCCUUCCGCGCUCUUCACGGUGAUUGGGAGUUCAUGCACCGCCAGGUCCUGCACGACUUCUAUACGGAGCUCAAGAGGCGUCUCGGCGAGGAGCGCUUCGAGCAUAUCAGGCGGAACAUCCGUCAGCUUCCGGCCGGCGCAGGAUCGCUGUACCUGGUGCGCGAUGUGCCGAAGAAACACCUCGAUGAGGUGUAG